Messenger RNA from Mangifera indica (mango), 1177 nucleotides. Its product is annotated as GDSL esterase/lipase At1g29670-like. NCBI's taxonomy places the organism in Eukaryota, Viridiplantae, Streptophyta, Magnoliopsida, Sapindales, Anacardiaceae. The record is from RefSeq and is a predicted model, not a curated record. Gene Ontology annotation, molecular function: hydrolase activity, acting on ester bonds. The transcript is spliced from 5 exons. The coding region runs from base 1 to 1095 and encodes 364 amino acids.
AUGGUGAGAAGGCCUGAGAUGUGGCAUCUAGUAGUGUUGGUAAUUUUACAAGUGUCAGCUUGGGUUUAUGGAGUCCCACAGGUCCCUUGUUACUUCAUUUUUGGAGAUUCAUUAUUCGAUAAUGGCAACAACAAUUACCUGCUGACCAAGGCCAAAGCCAAUUAUCCUCCAUAUGGGACUGAUUUUCCCGGAGGUCCUACAGGAAGAUUUAGCAAUGGUCGAAACAUGGGAGAUUUUUUAGCUGAACUUCUAGGAUUUGAAAGUUACAUUCCAUCCUUUGCAAGCAGUUUAAAGGGUGGUGAAGACAUUCUUCAAGGUGUAAAUUAUGCAUCUGGAGGAGCUGGAAUUCGCGAUGAGACUGCGAUACAAAACCUAGGAGAAGUAAUUAGCAUGAACAAGCAGUUACUACGUCACCAAGAAACCAUCUCACAUAUCAUGAGAAUAUACAGAGACAGGAAAUCAGCAGAAGAAUAUCUGAGAAAGUGCAUGUAUACAGUCGGAAUUGGCAACAACGAUUACAUUAACAAUUACUUCCUGCCUGAAUUUUACCCUACAAGUCACCAGUAUACUCCUGACCAAUAUUCCAUUCAUCUUGUUCAACAAUAUUCACAGCAACUGAAGGAUUUGUACGAGCUUGGAGCAAGGAAGAUAGCGGUAUUCGGAUUGGGUCUUAUUGGCUGUACGCCCGGCAGUGUGGCUAUGCAUGGGACAAAUGGAUCUUCAUGCGUUGACUCCAUGAAUAUUGCAGUCCAACUAUUUAAUGCUAAACUGUCAUCACUGGUGGAUGACCUCAAUAAACAAUUUCCAGACGCCAAGUUUAUAUAUGUCAACAUUUUUGGGAUUUCUUCUACCCCGGCAGCUGGAUCAUCAGUGAGCAAUGUUCCAUGCUGUGAGGUGGCGAAUCUAGCAAUGACCAAUGGAGUUUUGACGUGCAUUCCUUACAGUAUUAUAUGUUCUAAUAGAGCCCAAUAUUUGUUUUGGGAUGCAACUCAUCCAACUGAGGCUGUCAGUUUGUUCCUAGCAGGAAGAUCAUACUCUUCUCAACUUCCUUCUGAUGCUCAUCCGAUGGAUAUUAGUAGCCUUGCUCAAAUUUGAUAUAGAUAUAUAACUUCAAUUUUAUAUUCAUAAAUGGGAUGAAUUAAUUCCUCUUUGAAUAAUUACUUCAAUUCACUUAUUU